UUUUUAUUUUGUGAAUUAUUCGGAUUAUUAGCCCAGGCCCAGCAUCAGCAAGUAGCUCCGCCCUUUCGGCGCCAUUUGGCUGCUCCGACGACGCGUGUAAAUCUGGGUACCUUGCAGAUCGACACGCUCAAGACGACGCAGAUGAGCCCAAAACUCACAGAAGACUGUGGAAUCUUCCCAAAGGCGGUAGAAGGAUACGGAUCCCUCCAUCCCGUCUCAAUCCAAAUCCAUUUCACCACAAAAUUCCCAGGGAGCCCUGCCUACAUAUAAACAGCUUUCUUCGUCGAAGAAGUCCUGAAAAUCUUCGAGCAACAACCCAAGCUAGCCAUCCCCAUCCUUCAAUAAAUUCAACAAAUCGUAUAAACCAUGUCGAUCAUUCCGAGUUUUUUCGGCGGCCGGCGAAGCAGUACCGUCGACCCUUUCUCUCUGGACGUGUGGGACGCCUUCGAGGGGUGGCCGUUCACCGGCACCGUUGCGAACGUGCCUUCGUCUGCUCGCGAAGCCUUCAAUUUCGUGAACCCGCGGAUCGAUUGGAAGGAGACGUCGGAAGCACACAUAUUGAAGGCGGAUCUGCCGGGGCUGAGAAAGGAGGAAGUGAAGGUGGAGGUUGAAGACGGGAGAGUGCUGCAAAUAAGUGGGGAGAGGAGCAGAGAGGAGGAGGAGAAGACGGAUAAGUGGCACCGGGUGGAGAGGUCCGUAGGGAAAUUUGUUCGGAGAUUCAGGAUGCCGGAGAACGCGAAGAUGGAUCAGGUGAAGGCGACCAUGGAGAACGGGGUGCUGAGCGUUGUUGUGCCCAAGGAGGAGGAGAAGAAGCCCGAGGUGAAGGCCAUUGAGAUCUCCGGGUGAGUCCACUGGGUGGGUUGGGCUUAGCGCUGGGUCGUGUUAAAUAAAUGGUGUGAGAAGUGAAAAGCGUUGUGUGCUGUUUCUGUUAUGGGUUAGCAGGAAUGUAAAAAUUUGUGAGUAGGACAUCGUGUGUGUGCGUGUGGGGUGCUGCUGUAAUAUAUUUUGUUUGUGUGCGAGAUAAAUGAGUUAGUGUAUUAUAAGUUCAAUCGAAUUAUGAGACGAAUGUUCCCUGCGUUUGGUGA
This is a messenger RNA of Malania oleifera, 1085 nucleotides long. RefSeq names its product 17.6 kDa class I heat shock protein-like. Lineage: Eukaryota; Viridiplantae; Streptophyta; Magnoliopsida; Santalales; Ximeniaceae. The transcript has a single exon. Gene Ontology annotation, biological process: response to hydrogen peroxide; response to salt stress; protein folding. The coding region runs from base 367 to 846 and encodes 159 amino acids. The record is from RefSeq and is a predicted model, not a curated record.